UAACUCUACUCCUUGACAGGGAGCGGAAAAUUCCUUAUUCUGAUGACUGGAGAUAAAACCAUACAAGUCACUCAAAAAGUGCUCAGUAUCCCUCAGUACAUGAUGUAAUUUGAUCAAACUAGGUCUCAAAUACGUAAAUAUGUAAAUAGAUAGGGGCUCAGCACACCAAUGUCUACCUGAAACGAUCGGUCUUAAAGGUGGAUUGUGACCAUCCUUAUGUAUCUUUGGUAAACCCUGAAUAAAUGGGAGUCCACCAAAGGCCACAAUCUCAAAUGCCCGACGAAGAAUAUUUCGAGACUCUAAAGCUCAUGUGCCCUAUUCAGAUGAUGAAAUCAGCUAUUCACCACUGAAAACAUCUGCUGCAGACCUCUCACUCUCAGAUGAUGACAGUUUUGAUACCUUUAAAGGCAAGUUUGUCAUUGCUCCCCACCAAGUAUCAACCCCAAUCAGGAAGGCUACAGGGGUUGCUUCUCCCUACCUAGAAGCACGUGCAGUCAGAAGAUCCAGCAGCGGCAGUGAUAAUGGGGCAUCUGGCAUCCAGUCUACCGGGUGGCAUAUUUCACAACUGUCAUCAUCCCCAUUCCAAAGAUCUAGCAGCCGCUCUCCAGGCAGAGUCAGUGGUACCUCACCUCAGGGGAUCCCCUCUAUCUACCUACAAUCAAACCAGGCCCGAAGAUCGAGAUCCAGCAGUGGCAGUGACAUGGGGGCAGUUAGUGGCAUCCAGUCACCAGAGUGGUAUUUGGAUGAAGCUGAUGCCAUUCCACCCAAAGGGAUACCCUCUGCUUACCUAGAACCACAGAGAAAAUCUGGCAGUAGCAGUGAUGAGAUAUAUGGUGCCUGCCAGUCUCCAGACUGGGACAUUUCACACCUGGCAUCAUCCCCUCUCAGAAGAUCAAGUGGCAGUGGUGGCAAAAGCAGGCUGGUGGCAGUUGGUGGUAUCCAGUCUCCAAGGAAGUCCCCACAGAUCUCACAGAAAGAAAUUAAUGAAAGAAUUGUGGGGGAGAUAGCCUACCAGCUUGAUCAAAGAAUCCUGAGUUAUAUUUUUCCCGAAGAGGUCAGUCUGACUGAUCUUACAGUGAAAAAUGCCACCACAGAUAUGUUGGAGAUUGCUAAAGAUCCCAUGACAGGCGAGAUAGAUUCCAAAAUGCUAUCUCAAAUGGGGCAAAAUUAUGUCGACAUUCUGGAUCGGCUGAGGAUCAAUCAAGGCUAUGAUGACAAAAUCCACCCAGUAUUUACUGAAUGUAUUUUCAAGAGUUAUGGUGUAUUGUUACGGAGACCACAGCCUGGGACGCAGGAAUAUCUGGCAUACAAUGACUACAACUAUCUGCACGAUGUUAUUGUGAGCACUGUCCCAGAAGACAUUGCUCCAGGGUGUAUCUGUCUGCUAAAUUGCUUAUACCAUUUCUCUAAGACAGAUGAAAAACCCAUGUUCUGCUGGUGAAGUUAUCGACUGAUUGCAAGACAGAUGGCUUCCCGCAUUUAACAACAGAAACUAAUUUAAAAAUAAUGUACAAAACUUGGCUUCCUGAGGUAUAUGCAAAUACAGCUACAUAAAUAAUAAAAGUACCCUACUAAAACUAAAAACAAAGUUAUAAAAUCCAAACUAUUAACAAAUAUGGUAUUUCAAAUUGUGCCUGCUUAAUAAAAGUACCCUACUAAAACUAAAAAACAAGGUUAUAAAAUCCAAACUCUAUUUCAAAUUAUGCUUAGCAUAACUACAUAAAAAAUAAAAGUACCCUACUAAAACUAAAAAACAAGGUUAUAAAAUCAAAACUAUUAACAAAUAUUGUUCCAAUUAUGCUUACUUAUGCUACAUAAAUAAUAAAAGUACCUUACUAAAACUAAAAAACAAGGUUAUAAAAUCCAAACUAUUAACAAAUAUGAUAUUUCAAAUUGUGCCUGCUUAAUAAUAGAAGUACCUUACUAAAACUAAAAAAACAAGUUUUUAAAAUCUAAGCUAUUAACAAAUAUGAUAUUUGAAAUUGUGCCUGCUUAAUAAUAAAAGUACUCUACUAAAACUAAAUAAGGUUAUAAAAUCCAAACUAUUACCAAAUAUGAUAUUUCAAAUUAUGCCUGCUUAAUAAUAAAAGUAUCCCACUAAAACUAAAAAACAAGGUUAUAAAAUCCAAACUAUUAGCAAAUAUGAUAUUUCAAAGCGUGCCUGGUUGAGAAGAGGUCUCUUAGACUUCUACGUGGCACCGUAUUUAGAUAUCAAUUUUUAAUAAUUUAAUUGGAUUAUUACAGACUUGUUUUUAUCUUUUACAAGCACAAGUUUUUUAUUUGUAUACCUAUAUUUGUAUGCUGUCAUAUACACCUCAGGAAGAUGAACUCAUUAAAAAGUUUGUGUGGAGAGGUUUCUUACACUUUUCAUGGCAAGAGCCUUCCUUCUUCACUUAAGGCUCAUUCUGUUAGACCUAUGAUUUCUUCUGUUAAUUUUUUCAAGGGCUUAGACACUAAUUGGAUCCUUGAA
Molecule: messenger RNA, 2470 nt
Organism: Protopterus annectens (West African lungfish)
Lineage: Eukaryota; Metazoa; Chordata; Ceratodontiformes; Protopteridae
Product: speriolin-like
Exons: 5
Coding region: 701-1441 (246 amino acids)
Source: RefSeq, a predicted model, not a curated record